This is a messenger RNA of Diaporthe citri, 1758 nucleotides long. RefSeq lists its product as uncharacterized. NCBI's taxonomy places the organism in Eukaryota, Fungi, Ascomycota, Sordariomycetes, Diaporthales, Diaporthaceae. Bases 1 to 1758 code for a protein of 585 amino acids. The record is from RefSeq and is a predicted model, not a curated record. The transcript has 5 exons.
AUGGCAAGAGCAGAUGACGAUAUAGUGGACGACUCUUUCAACAUUUUAGACUACAUCAAUUUACCCGAUACCCCACCUGAACAGCUGCCCGACGAGGACGACUUCGCUCAACUUCAACCAAGCCCGGUUGCCCACCAUGUUCCGGACUUAUCAGCUCUCUACGCAUCUCGAGAUUACCAGCAGGGCGAGGAUGAUACAUCAGCGCUGACGACGGCAUGUCUUCAUCAACAGCUAACAGGACCCUCCGAGGCAGAAACUACAGGAAGAUCAAGAAGACUUGACGGCACCUCAACAGAGUCAACACAACCCGCGGGACCGCCUGCUACCAGAUGUCAACCUCCACAGGGUACUAGUAAGCACCGGCCACUAGCUCCCGCGGCUCCUGGCGUUACUUUACGAGGUCUGAGCUCGAAAAGAUAUGCGAGGUUUGUCAACACUGGGCCAGAUGCCAAAGGGCAAGUUCCUCGAGUCGUCGGCAAGCGAGGACGGCUAGACAAGCAGCAGCUCCAAUCAUUCCGCAAGACCCGAGUGUGUGGGCCGGAGGCUCAUUGUACCCGGUGUCGCAAGAAAGCGCUUCCACAGAGUCUCUGCUGCCGAGACAAGGUGAAAGACCUCAAGACAUACUCCGAGAAAGGCCUUGCAGAAGUCUUUUUAGACAGGUACUCUGGAUGCAUUUCCUAUUGGAAGCCGGAGACGCAGCGGAAAGUCAAAAUAUGGCAUGGCUUCGGCGAGCCUCUUCAACUCACGGUCGAGGAGUAUGAGCCUAAGGUGCCGGUGAUUGACCUUUUCUGGAAAAGCCCCACCGGCUGGCAGAACCUCAGCCACACUCGGUAUGGACUCAAAAGGAUGGGUGGCAUGAGUCUCGCAGCCCUCGACGCGUACGUUUACAACCUGAUACCUCUCGUCAUCGAUCGACUGGCACUCUCUGAAACACCAGGAUCUCCGUUCUUCCGCCGCGCCAUGGCUGCGGCCUUCACCUUCCAAAAUAAUUGCAAGAACGCAAAGAUUGCCGGAUUGCUCCGGAACUGCCUCCAAUUGUGGGCUCAUGCUUUUCUCCAGUACCAUGGUCUGUGGCAUGUGGCGCCCGAAGGGAAAGAUAACGACGGUUUCCAGGACAAGUUGGGGAUGACCCAAUUAGUGCUGCACUCCCACGACGUCAAGACACUCACGCCGUUUCAUGGCACUAUCCCACUGCCGCGACUUUUGCACCAGCAAAUUCACACCUGCGCCGAAAACAGUAUGAAAUUGCUGGAUGGCUUCAUCGUUGAAGGCCUGGAUUCCGCCUUUGAGGAUUUUCGCUCGACGACCGAAGGUGAGGAACCCGACGAGACAGCAUUAGGUCUCUACUUAGCUACUUUCGUGUACUUGUCCGUUCUAGAGGAGGUCGCGUGGGAUGCAGGAAGAUGGGAGGCUUUACUAGAAGCAUUUGCUUGGCCACUUGAGAGGAAACCAGACUACAAUCGAAGCUACAGUGCCCACGCCGCACGAGUAGUCAGCGCUCAUCUCCACGCGGCGUUUCGUAACCGGAGCAUCUGGCAAAUCUUGGGCGCGGCCGAGCCGCCUACUCAAGGAAACCGCUUGACCAAGUCACCAACUCUCAAUGUCAGAGGAGAGCGUCAUUCGUUAGAUUACCUGCAACUCAACGGUGAGGAUCUUGGAUCAAAGCGCACAGCUACUUUUGACAAUGAAGAUAUCGCUAGUCUCGAACUUCACUACAGCGCUUUGAUUCUCGAGCCAACGAAACAGGAGUCAAAAUGA